AUGGACUCUGAGAACGUCCCCGAGAGCACCCCCCAGCCCAUUCAAACGCCCGCCACCCCAAACAGGUCCCGCACCCACCAGCCAUCGUCCACCGGCACAGUCCGCCACGCACCCUCCUCCUACUUCUCCCUCCCCUACAGCUACUCCUCCCCAGCCGGCCCGUCCAACUGGAGGAACCGCAUCCAAGAUGGGGGCCAAUCUUUCCGCCAGAGAGGGGCGUUGGGCAGUCCUGCUUUGAGGGGCUCUCUUGCCGGCAGUGUCCGGUCGGGUGGCCGAGCGGACGACUUGGAUAAUUGGCAGUCGCUGCAUGAGAUGGUCACGGAGGAUGAUGACGAGGAUGAAGAACCGCUUUCGACUCUGCGUACCCCAGGGGGACGUAGUAUGCGCUCGUACUUUACUACGUCGUCCCCGCACACCGCUACCAGACCCGUCGCUGCCGCCAGCGAUAGACAAGACGAACAACUUAUAUCUAAUCAACUUUCUUCAUCACCUGGGACUCUUGAAGGUCGACUCCACUCCAACCCAUUUGACACUGCCAGCGGAGAACCGACUCCCAGAACAGAGGGAAUCACCUUUCUCCGGUCACCAACCCGUCUUGAGGAAGCGUCGGAACCUCUCUUGUCCGGGCAUGAUCCCAUGUCUGCUUCCAAAUUUUCCAUCAAGUCUACCAAGUCGGCAGCUCUGCCUCAAGUCACUUUCAAAGAAAAGUACUGGCCGCCGCCUAUAUGGGUCACCAACGUCCUCAAAUGCUCUCUAGCCUACCUGAUAGCUUCCCUAUUCACAUUCGUCCCUCAGCUAGCUGCGCUCCUGUCUACGACUUCAGAGACAGAUGCCCAUGGCCGAGUCACAGCCAAGCCGGCUUACUCUGCGCAUAUGGUCGCCACCAUCGUCGUCUACUUCAACCCAGCCAAAUCCCUAGGCAACAUGCUCCUCUCAACCCGCUACUGCUUCCUCCUCGCCAUCCUCUCCACCCUCAUCUCCCUCCUCGCCACACUUACAAUCCACAUCUUUGACCACUACUCCCCGUCACACGGGGAAUCUUGGGACUGGAUCAGCGAGGCGGGGGAUUGGGUGGUUUGUAUUCUGUGGAUCGGGGGGACGAUGGGGGCGUUGGCGUGGUCAAAGUUGUGGGUUGGGAAUCCGGCUUUCAAUUCUGGAUGUUCGAUGGCGGCUAUGAUCUUGUAUAACGUCGUCAUCAAAGAAGGCGCUUUCCCUAAACUCAUCGAAAUCCUCCUGAUCGUCUUCACCGGAGUGUGCAUCACAAACAUCAUCUGCUUUACGAUCUUUCCCGUCUCCGCCACCUCCAACCUCCAAUCAUCCAUCUCCAAAUCCCUUACAUCCUUCUCCACCCUCCUCGACCUCCUCACUUCCACCUUCCUCCUCGAACGCAGCACCACCCUCAAACCCACCAAAACCAACACCCGGCCCAAAUUGCAAGACGCCAUCAAAGCCCACUCUGCGGCGUUCAAGACGCUGGAGAAGGAUCUGGCGGAGGCGAAAUUUGAGAGGGUGUUGGAUGGACGGGUGAGGGGGAGAAAGUUGGAGCUUUAUGAUGCUGCGAUAGGCUCGCUGGGCAGAUUGGCGCAGCAUCUCAGCAGUCUCAGGAGUAGCACCAGGCUUCAAGAGGGGCUUAUAAGGGCUAGUCGGCAGGGGCAUAUCAAUCUUGACUUUGGGCAUGAGAGGGGUCAUUCAAAGAUCUCCAUGUCGGAUUUGAGGCGUGAUAUGGAUGGGGACGGGGAGGGGAGGGAGGUACCGGGGGGAGAGGAUAUAGCUGGGAGUGUGCAUCUGUUUAUGGUUUUUCGGGAGAUGGCUGGUGCGCAGAUGGACGCUUUGAACGACCAAUGCGAUAAAGCCCUCGAAGCAGUCCAAGCCCUCGCCCGCGUCGACCAAACACCCCAAAUCAACCUCUCCGCCAUCCGCGCCGACUUGACCAAGGCGUUGAAUGAUUUUAGUAGGUAUUCGUCGAAAGCGAUCAAGAGGAUCUAUGCGGGGCCUAGGAGGGAGAGGGAAGUUUGGGAAAAGUCUAGUUCGGAGAGCGAGGAGAGUACGGACUCUGGCGAGGGGGAGGAUCGGGGUUGUGGGAAGGAUGUAGGUGAGGACAAUGACGCUCGAGAGGGAGGGUGUGGGAAGGGAGAGAAGAAGAGGUUGCCGGUCGAGGGUCAGGAGCAUUUGGAUGAUGGUCCGAACGAGACGAUCUUUUGGAUCUAUUACUUCUUGUUUACAUUCGAAGAAUUUGCAAGGGAAAUGGUCUUUUUGGUGGAUACUAUGGAAGAGAUUGUCACGGCGGAUAGGGUGUCUGCUUGGGAUCACAUUACAUCCGUGAUUGCCAUGAAACGGGGAAGAAAGGAAGGACGCGGAAAGUAUCUAUACAAACAACUUCAAAACAUCGUCCCCAUAGACCCUUCCCGCCUCCAACCACCUCUCUACCCCAAAAACGGCCGUGACUCUGCAGGCCCCAUCGUCGUCCCGUCAAUGACAUCCCUCAGCUGGCUCGGGAAGGUCAAACAGAUGUUCUGGGCUGUGGGGGAGAGGUUGAGGCAGCCGGAUGCCAAGUAUGCUAUCAAAACUGGUAUGGGAGGAGCGAUGCUGGCUGCUCCGGCGUUUACUGAGUUUGGAAGACCGAUCUUUUUGAGGUAUAGAGGUGAAUGGGCGUUGAUCGCUUAUUUUGCGACUAUCAACCAGACCAUCGGUCAAACGAACUUUAUGUCCAUGGCCCGGAUUGCUGGUACGGCUGUCGGUGCUGGUGUCGCCGUCAUCUUUACCUUGCUCUUCCCUGACAACAACAUCGCCCUUGCUAUUCUUGGGUUCUUGUUCUCCGUCCCCUGCUUCUACGUCAUCACGCAGAUGCCAGACUAUAUGAAUGCCGGCCGCUUUGUCCUCCUGACCUACAACUUGACUUGUUUGUACACUUACAACACCCGUGACCGAGGAGAUACUCUGGUAGAGUCUGUGGCGUUCCGACGCGCUACAAGUGUCAUCGUUGGUGUGCUCUGGGCCGCUAUCGUCUCGAGGUAUUGGUGGCCUUUCACUGCUAGGCGAGAGCUUCGCGUCGGGCUCAGCGACUUUUGUCUCGAUCUCUCAUAUUUGUACUCGAAACUCGUCACGACGUACAGCAAAGGCGUCGACCAUGGGCCUAUCGACACUGAAGAUGCCGAUAUUCCGAGAGAUGAAGAAGAACCUCUUUUGCCUCCUGGGACUAUCGGACAUCCCCAUCUCAGCCCCGGUGUCCGACAGUUCAUGGCCAUGGAACUUCACCUUCAAAGUCAACUCGGCAGUCUGAAAAGUCUACUCGCCCAUACGAAGAACGAGCCUCGGCUCAAGGGGCCUUUUGCGUACGACUUUUACAAGGAGGUGUUGCUUAGUUGUGAGCGAAUGUUGGAUAGACUGCAUAGUAUGCGGUGUGUCACGACGAGGGAUGAGUGGGAUAAUGGAAUUCGAGACGCCUUCGUGGUACCCGUCAAUAAGGAGCGCCGUGAGAUGGCCGGCAAUGUCAUCCUCUAUUUCUACACACUCUCUGCUGGUUUCCGCCUCCGUACCCCCGUACCGCCAUACCUCCCACCAGCCGAACAUGCACGUCAACGCCUGGUGACCGCCAUCCGCUCGCUGGAUGUUGUGAAGAGGAGGAGUGUGCGAGGUGGAGGAAGACACCUGCUGUUCUUUGCCUAUGCGUUGGCAAUGCAAGAAGUGAUAGCGGAGUUGGAGGGUCUUGGGGCCAUGAUGCAAGAGGCUUUCGGGGUGAUUUCGCAUAGUUCGACCGAUGAUUUCGAGGAGCUGUUUGCGUAUACGCCCGAAGCUAUGCUCAAACGAAACAGAGAACUGACCAGUAACGACCAGCUGUAA
Cryptococcus wingfieldii CBS 7118 is the source of this 3840-nucleotide messenger RNA. RefSeq lists its product as hypothetical. The transcript is spliced from 19 exons. The record is from RefSeq and is a predicted model, not a curated record. NCBI's taxonomy places the organism in Eukaryota, Fungi, Basidiomycota, Tremellomycetes, Tremellales, Cryptococcaceae. Bases 1 to 3840 code for a protein of 1279 amino acids.